AUGGCAAAAAGGAAAAGCAAGAACAAAAGGGCGAAAAGGACCACAAAGAUUGGUCAGGCGGCCGUGCUGACAGGCGCUGUUUGGACGGCGUGGAGACUACACAUCCUUAAAUGUGGGCCGACAUGGCUGUGGGUGGCGAUUACUUUAACACAUGUCCUUUGCGCCUGCAUCAGUGAAGUAUUGCAGCUGAAGGCCAGCGACUUUCAUUGGAACGCACGCAGUGUCACUAUUGCGGCUUUGAAACGCCAACCACAGGUGAACAAAGUGCUGAUGGGGGCCAUUCUACCAACACUCCGGAAGCUGAAAAAGGAAGGAAAAACUGUCAGACGCAAGAGAAAUUGUGGAGUCCGUGGACAGGUGAGCUUCCAAGACAGCUGGAUGUGGCCUUCAGGACAGAAAUACCUAUUCCCUGACCGCUCUGGCAAGUCACAUCUCAAGAAAGACAUUGUGUGUCACGCCAUCAAAAAGAUACGGAACACAUUUCCAGUCAGUGGCUCUGAGAAGAUACGGUCACAUUCAGGGCGGCAUUCCAUGAUAAACAUGCUCAAGAGCCACAAUGUCCCAGCAGAUGUUGGGAUGAGUUUCGCUCGGAUUUCCCACAAACGUACCUAUGAUCUUUAUGGCCAGCUGAACCAGUUGCAAGCAGGACAGGCUUUGAACUCCAACAUGCGCUUGAAGAAAAGCUUGAAAACCAUGUACAGCUGA
Cladocopium goreaui is the source of this 705-nucleotide messenger RNA. The record is from the annotation of a GenBank genome assembly. NCBI's taxonomy places the organism in Eukaryota, Dinophyceae, Suessiales, Symbiodiniaceae.